GUGUUCAAGAUUUUCCCAUUAAUUCAUUCGCUGACAACAUCACAAGAAGCUCUAGUUACUGCGACGAAAGAUGUAAUCAGGGAGUUCAGUAACGAUGGUGUCGUUUAUUUGGAGCUCAGAUCCACUCCUAAAGCUACAACAGAGAUGUCAAAGGAAGAAUAUGUUCAGGCUGUGAUUGAUGGUAUCUUACAAGCAUCUAGGGACAACGACAUUAUUACGAGGCUCCUACUUAGUAUAGAUAGACGACAAACAAUUGAAGAUGCGCAGAAAACUGUGGAUAUUGCUGUGGCCGACAAAUCUGGAAUAAUCGUUGGAUUGGAGCUAAGUGGUGAUCCAUCAGUGGAUGGUCGAAAGUUUAUUCCUGUCCUCCAAAGAGCUCGUGCUUCCGGACUGAAAGUAUCAGUCCACCUGGCAGAAGUCAGCAAUCAGUUGGACGAAGUGGACGAAUUUCUGGCAUUUCGCCCAGAUCGAAUUGGACACGGCACAUAUCUACAUACUAAUGAGCAUUUCGUCGAUCUGGUCAUGGAACACCGAAUUCCACUAGGUUCAAAAACAAAAUAUUUUGUAUAG
Molecule: messenger RNA, 570 nt
Organism: Haemonchus placei
Lineage: Eukaryota; Metazoa; Nematoda; Chromadorea; Rhabditida; Trichostrongylidae
Source: the annotation of a GenBank genome assembly